ACCAGCUGGUUCCUGGGACAAGGCCAGAUUCUCAAUUGCUCUAGCACCACGCCUUUUGUGCCUCUCAAUUCUGUGCACAACAGUCUCUUUCUUUUUCUCUCCUCAUCCACCCCCGCACACACUGAAGCCCGCGCCAAGAUGAGUCUCCAGCCGCCGUCCCUCGCCAUGAGGUCCAAGUCGCCCUCUGGCGGCUCCACAAAGGCCGUCAUCCUGGUCGGAGGGCCCUCUCGCGGCACCCGCUUCAGGCCGCUGUCUAUGGAACUGCCCAAGCCGCUCUUCCCCGUCGCUGGCCACCCCAUAAUCGAACACUGCUUCCGCGCAAUCACAAACGUCCCCGAUAUCAAGGAAGUCUUCAUUGUCGGCUACUAUGAGGAAUCCGUCUUUCAGCCCUUUAUCAAUGCCGUGUCGACCAACUGGCCCCACCUGAGCGUUAAGUACCUCCGCGAAUACCAGGCAUUGGGUACUGCUGGAGGUCUCUACCACUUCCGUGAUGUCAUAUUAAAGGGCAAGCCCGAGAAGCUUUUUGUUCUCAACGCAGAUGUCUGCUCCUCAUUCCCGCUUGUCGAGAUGUUGAAGCUAUUCGAGGACAAGGACGCAGAGGCUGUCAUGCUGGGCACCAGAGUCGCAAACGAGGCCGCCUCAAACUUUGGAUGCAUCGUCUCGGAUGCGCACACCAAGCGCGUGCUCCACUACGUCGAGAAGCCCGAGUCGCAUAUUUCCAACCUGAUCAACUGCGGUAUCUACCUCUUUGCGACCGAGUGCAUCUUCCCCGCCAUCCGCAGCGCUAUCAAGCGACGGACCGAGCGUCCACGGCUGCUGUCGUACCCCUCCAACGAGAACCUCGAGUCUUCCUUUUACCAGAACGAAGACGACGACGACAGCAGGGAAAACGCUGUCAUUCGCCUUGAGCAGGACGUGCUGUCAGAUAUUGCCGACAGCAGGCAGUUCUUCGUCCUUGAGACAAAGGACUUUUGGCGCCAGAUCAAGACUGCGGGCUCUGCCGUCCCCGCCAAUGCUCUGUACCUCGCCAAGAUGUUCCAGGCGGGAUCAGAAGAGCUUGCCGCCCCCUCUGCCAACAUUCUGCCCCCAGUCUACAUUCAUCCCUCUGCUCAGAUCGAUCCAACCGCCAAGAUCGGACCCAAUGUCUCCAUUGGCGCCCGCGUCGUCAUCGGCGCUGGUGUACGUGUGAAAGAGUCCAUUGUGCUCGAGGACUCUGAGAUCAAGCACGACGCAUGUGUGCUGUACACCAUUAUUGGCUGGAACAGCAAGGUUGGUGCAUGGGCCCGUGUUGAGGGUACACCAACGCCCGUCACCAGCCACACUACUAGCGUCAUCAAGAACGGUGUCAAGGUUCAGAGCAUUACCAUCCUCGGUAAGGACUGCGCCGUCGCAGAUGAGGUCCGUGUGCAGAACUGUGUCUGUCUGCCAUACAAGGAGCUGAAGCGGGACGUCUCUAACGAGGUCAUCAUGUAAAAUGAUGUGAGACUUUACAUUAUGCUGUUGAUCAAUGAUAAUGAAGGGACAACGACAUGGGGACCUGUAGUGAACGAUUAGGAAAAUAGCACCGCUAGGGGCGUUUAAAAGAGAAAUCAAUAUACCACAAUCUAUGAGAGAUUUCAAUCAAAUACUCUCAGCAUCAAAACAGAGGCCAAAAAAUGUGUGUAUAUGAUUGGCGAGGAGUUAUGUUGAGUAUCGUCGGUUUCUGUCAAGGAUGUUCAGGGCUACCCGCUUCUAGGCUCGAUAGGGUAUCGGCGCUUGAACAUUGCAUCUUGUCACUUUGCC
This is a messenger RNA of Bipolaris sorokiniana ND90Pr, 1782 nucleotides long. RefSeq lists its product as uncharacterized. The transcript has 4 exons. Gene Ontology annotation, cellular component: cytoplasm. Gene Ontology annotation, molecular function: transferase activity. The record is from RefSeq and is a predicted model, not a curated record. Bases 139 to 1473 code for a protein of 444 amino acids. Lineage: Eukaryota; Fungi; Ascomycota; Dothideomycetes; Pleosporales; Pleosporaceae. Gene Ontology annotation, biological process: biosynthetic process.